Cucurbita moschata (crookneck pumpkin) is the source of this 2419-nucleotide messenger RNA. RefSeq lists its product as uncharacterized. The coding region runs from base 560 to 2125 and encodes 521 amino acids. The record is from RefSeq and is a predicted model, not a curated record. The transcript is spliced from 6 exons. NCBI's taxonomy places the organism in Eukaryota, Viridiplantae, Streptophyta, Magnoliopsida, Cucurbitales, Cucurbitaceae.
UCAGAAGUGGAAGUGAUGAAAUGGGCAUAACCCAUCUUCCACGGCUCUUCAUUUAAGUGCGCAAUUAGUGCCAUCAAUUCCCUUUUUCAAUUUCCUUGUUCCCCCAUUUCUCUGUUUUUGGCGCUUCUUCUCCAUUUCUUACCUUUUCCCCUUCUACUGUCUUGUCAUCUUCUUCCAUUUUCCCUUUCGAUUUAUAAAUUUUGGUGAAGAAAACGGAUAGAUGGAUGGUUGAUGGAUGAGUAAUAAACCCCCCUCUCUAUAUCCACAUUUACUUCGAAGACUGUGGCUGUCAUUUGUAGUUGUUGCGCCAGUUAAAUCAGACCGAAUCGCCCCCAAUUUCUCUCUCUCUCUCUCUCUCUCUCUCUCGAACCCUAGAUUUUCUUUUUGAAUUUGGGUUCUGGGUUUGCGGUGGAGAAGCUCCACGAGGUGGGAUUUUGAGCUUUUGUGGUUCUGGGAUCGAUUUGCUUUGAGUUUGAGGUGUAAUGGGGGGAGAUAAUUUGGACCCGAUUGAGGGAGGUGGCAAUGGCGGUUGUUAACCCACUUCUCAUGCAUUGCCUCCAUGGGAAAGAGCGAGGAAGAACAGCCGCUGCCGGUUGGAGUGAGCUCCUCCGAGCUUUCUGAUUGGACUGUGCAGAGUAGAUGUGGCGGCGGUGGGUGCUUUGCGAUUCGUAGACUGAUUGCUGUGAGAUGUGUCUUCUUCCUGUUACUGUCGGCGGCUGUGUUUCUUUCUGCUAUUUUUUGGCUGCCGCCGUUCCUUUCAUACGGAGAUUGGCCGGAUCAGGCGGCUGAUUCUACUUAUAGAGAUCAUGAAAUCGUAGCGUGUUUUCGUGCUCGGAAGCCAGUUCCUUUUCUGAAAAACCAUAUUUUUGAGCUUGAAGACAACAUUUUUGGAGAAAUUCCUGUUCCUUUUGUCAAGGUGGCCGUCCUCUCGCUACAAUCAUUAGGCGGAUCGAACGUAACAGAUAUCAUUUUCUCCGUAGAUCCUGAUGCCAAGUAUUCAAAAAUUCCACCAACUUCUCAAAGUUUAAUCAAGGAAACGUUUGAAACAUUGGUUAUAAACGACCCUCCUCUCAGAUUGAACGCAUCGUUAUUCGGCAAUACUUCGUUGUUCGAGGUGUUGAAAUUUCCUGGUGGGAUAACUAUUAUUCCUCCUCAGAGUGCAUUUCUUCUGCAGACAGCACAGAUCUAUUUCAAUUUUACGUUGAAUUAUUCUAUCUAUCAAAUUCAAGUGAAUUUCGACGAUCUUACCAGCCAGCUGAGGUCGGGAUUACGUCUAUCUCGUUAUGAGAAUUUAUAUGUUAGCCUAUCGAACGAACGAGGUUCGACAAUGCAGGCUCCUACUAUUGUUCAGUCGUCUGUUCUGAUGGCUAUUGGGACGAAUUCAUCGAAUCAAAGACUCAAACAGUUGGCUCAAACCAUCACGAAUUCUCAUUCGGGAAAUCUUGGCCUGAACAACACUGUUUUUGGCAAGGUCAAGCAGGUGCGUCUUUCGUCGGUCCUAAACCACUCUCUUAGUGGCGGUCAAGCACGGUCACCUUCACCUGCUCCUCUGCCUCAUUCUCACCCUCACCACCACCACCACCACCACCACCACCACCACCACCACCAUCAACACCACCAUCACCAUCACCAUCACCAUCACCACCACCACCACCACCACCACCACCACCACCAGGACGCUACAUAUUCACCGAGUCCUGGAACAGAGGAGCACAAAUAUGCACCGAAGAAUGGGAUCUCAUCAGCUCCUGAAGCUGGUUCAUCCCCAGUGGAAAGUCCAGCUUCAAAGAAACGAAACUAUGAAGCAACUCCGCCUGGUUUUCGAUACGGAUAUAAAGGGUUGUCAGCAAAAGUCAGAAAACGAUCUCAUUUAGGCUCUAUUCUGUCUCCAAGCAGUCCUCCAUCGUCGCCAUACUUACGAGUAGGCCUACCAGCACCGGUCACGGUUUCUAUAUCUGCUUCAAGUCCACUGCAAGGGGUAGCUCUAUCUAAUGUACAGCCUCCAGAAAAAGGCGACAGAAGUGCCCCUUCAGUCUUGCCACCACAAUUUUCUUUUUCUGUAGGCGUUCGUGUUCAUACAAUUCGAUGGACACUCGGGCUGUUUCUUGUUGUAUGGCAUGUAUAACCAAGGAGAUAGAACCUACAUGCGUACUUCUGGGUAACAACAGGACUCGUAAUCGAUAUCAGAGUUGUGAUAGCGAUAGCGAGACCGACGCAAAGGCGUGCUCCUGCUAGAGUUGAUAUUAAUGUAAAUAUGAGAUGAAGCAAGUUAUUAGGAGAUGCAUUUUUCCAGGUCAAAGUCACAGAGGUGGCAGGCCUUGUGUUGUUUUUCUUCUGCAGAAAAUGUAAAGUAGAGAAGAAAUCAGCAAAUGGAUCUUGUUCUCAACUUCUUAAUCAACCAAUCACAAUUUUUCACCCC